Messenger RNA from Spodoptera frugiperda (fall armyworm), 768 nucleotides. It is a transcript of the gene Pburs, whose product is annotated as partner of bursicon. Gene Ontology annotation, molecular function: neuropeptide hormone activity; G protein-coupled receptor binding. Lineage: Eukaryota; Metazoa; Arthropoda; Insecta; Lepidoptera; Noctuidae. Gene Ontology annotation, cellular component: bursicon neuropeptide hormone complex; extracellular region. Bases 68 to 484 code for a protein of 138 amino acids. The record is from RefSeq and is a predicted model, not a curated record. Gene Ontology annotation, biological process: G protein-coupled receptor signaling pathway. The transcript has 3 exons.
AUACUCAUUACAACCUCAGCCACGGCUUAAGAGUCACAAUAAAACUAACUAACAAAAAUAAAACAUUAUGUCAUCAACAGUAUCUAAGAUUUUAUUUAUUUAUGGAAUUCAAUUAUUAUGUUUCGUAGUUUUACUAUGUACCGCAGAAGAGGCUUGUGAAACAAUUCCAACUGAAAUACACAUAACUAAAGAGGAAUAUGACGAUAUGGGAAGAUUAGUGCGAUCGUGCAGUGGUGAGGUCAGCGUUAAUAAGUGUGAGGGUAUGUGCAGUAGUCAAGUGCGACCGUCGAUUUCUGCUCAAACAGGAUUUUCUAAGGAUUGUUUCUGCUGUCGUGAAAAUUACUUGCGGGAGCGUUUGGUUACUCUGACCCAUUGUUACGACCCUGAUGGUGUCAGGCUUGAAGAUGAAGACAGCAUCAUGGAAGUGCGACUGCGUGAACCUGAUGAUUGCAAGUGCUACAAGUGUGGAGAUUAUAGCCGUUAAAAUUGUAUAUAGUUUUCUAUUUUAUGAUGUAACUAAAUAAGGGCCCAUUUUUGUGAGGACUAUCGAAGAACCUAUAACAUUAUGUAUUCUGAUUUAAAUAUUAUAUUUGUAAGUUAAAUAAAAUAAAUGGUCAAGGGUUUUUAAAUAAAUAAGUAGGCUUUAUAGAGUAGUUAAAAAACUUAGUUUUAAGUUACUCCGUGCCUGUGUAUUUUGUAAUAAAUUAUUUAACCUGUCACUUAGUUACGAUUGAUACGAUGUUGAAAUAAAAUAUUUUAAUGAAGUUA